This is a messenger RNA of Ilex paraguariensis (yerba mate), 1179 nucleotides long. Lineage: Eukaryota; Viridiplantae; Streptophyta; Magnoliopsida; Aquifoliales; Aquifoliaceae. The record is from the annotation of a GenBank genome assembly.
AGAUGGGAUGUUCCAGAUUGAAGUUGACAGGCUACUCAAGCCUGGAGGUUACUUUGUUUUAACCUCACCUACAAGCAGUCGACAUGGAAGUUCGCGAAGCUUGUUGACCCCAAUUGAAGAAUUCACCCAUAAGCUUUGUUGGAGUCUUUUGGCUCAGCAAGAAGAGACUUUUAUCUGGCAGAAGACGGUGGAUGCUGAAUGCUAUAUAUCGAGCAAGCUGGGUGCUAUACCUCCUUGUAAAGAUGGAGAGGAUGUGCAAUCCUAUUAUCAGCCACUCACACCUUGUAUAAGUGGAUCCACUAGCAAACGUUGGAUUCCCAUUCAAAACAGGUCUUCUGGUUCCCUGAGCUCAGCAGAGCUUCAAAAUCAUGGAAAGUAUUGUUUUAAUGCAAUCUUUUGCAUUGGGGUUGAUCCUGAAGAUUUUUUUGAAGACUUGCAGUUUUGGAGGUCAGCUGUAAGCAACUAUUGGUCUUUGCUUACACCCUUGAUUUUCUCUGACCAUCCAAAGAGGCCAGGCGAUGAAGAUCCUUUACCUCCGUAUAACAUGAUACGGAAUGUGAUGGACAUGAACGCUCAUUAUGGGGGUUUCAAUGCUGCAUUACUGGAAGCAAGAAAAUCAGUGUGGGUGAUGAAUGUUGUGCCCUUGGGGGUGCGAAAUACUCUUCCUCUCAUACUUGAUCAAGGUUUUGCGGGUGUUUUGCAUAGCUGGUGUGAACCCUUCCCUACAUACCCCCGGACAUAUGACAUGCUUCAUGCAAAUGGGGCCCUUACACACCUUACUUCAGAGGGAUGUAGUAUCACAGACUUUCUUUUUGAGAUAGAUCGUAUUUUACGCCCUGAGGGAUGGGUUAUUCUUUCUGAUAAACUGGGGCCUAUAGAAAAGGCACGCAUGCUUGCUACACAGAUCCGUUGGGAAGCAAGGGUGAUUGAUCUUGAGAAUGGCAGCGAUCAGCGGCUACUCAUUUGCCAGAAGCCAUUUGUGAGAAAAUGAAUGAUUCAGCAAUGAGAGGUUUCUUCCUUCCUAGGACGGUCCAAUUUUUUCUAACUCUGGGCACAAGUUAUGGGACAAAGUCUUCCUUUCAUUCUUGGCUAGCUGUUAUGGCAGAUCUAAUAAUGCUCAACAUAGUAACCGGAAUUGUUAAGCUGUAGAUUAGAGGAAGGCUUGCUGCAGAAGUAGGG